UCAACAAGCAUCUUAUUAAAGUUCUUAUAUUGGAAUAAAUUGUCGGCAUUUUUUGUAAAUUUUUUUGUAUUGUGCUGCAAAUUUUUGAGUUUUGUUUUUUAAAUUUGUGAAAAUAAAUAUAAAAUUUCUUCAAAAUGGAAGUCAUACCCGAUGAUAUGUGGUCUCCAUUUAAACAAAUGUAUAAAAUCAUCGAGCAGACUAUUCUCAGUCCCACCGAAGAUUUAAUGGCAAACUUGGAAAUGUGUUUGAAGCGGAAUAGACAAGUUUUUGCCAAUCUUCUGAAAAAUCCUCCAAAAAAUGAGCGCAAUCGUAAAGAGUUACAAAAACACAUUGCCCAGGGUAUACCGGUUACGGCCAAUAGAAGAACCCUAAUUUUAUCUAAGGAUCUAGUGGAUGAGUGCUUCAUCAUUUCCGAUAUGUUUGAUUUAGAUGAGUAUUUGGCUUUGGAGCUGCUAUGCACUGCUCAGCGUCAGAUAAAUCAAUACCCCGAACUACCACGUGGAUUAAUUGCAGUCCUUUUGUAUUAUGAUGGACGCAAAGCGGUGGCAAAUUCGGUACGCGAUUUAUUUCAAAUUAUAAGUGGAGUAUCAUGGGUUUCCGAAGUACCCAAAGAGUUGAUAUCAAUGGCCUCUUCAUUCUCACAGUCUUUGGUCGAUGACUCUAAUAUAUUGGAAAGAAUUGUAGAUCUUUUGGAUGAAUUAGAUAUAACAAGUGAAAUGGUGCUGUUGACCAAAAACCGAGCUCUUGGCUCCAAUAAACAUCGUAAUCAAAUAUCCGAACUUUUCGAAGAAAUACGCAUGUCUCUGGCCAUGGCUUUAUUCAACUGGUCGGCCCAACGAAGUUUGCCUAAGAACGUAGUCAUCAAACUGUUUAAAAAUCUUUCGAAAUAUAAAUCCAGUGAAUCCACCGGCAUGAUUGAUGAUACUACUUUAACUAUGCUUAUGUCGGUGAUUUAUUCAUACGAUACUAAUAUCUUACAAAAACAGGAUGAUAAUCGUUUAAUUAAUAAUUUAAAUAUUAUCAAAGACAAUGAAUUCAUACAGCAGUUGUAUAUGGCUUUAAUGAACGAUAAAAGUUUGGAGAACAACAAUAAUAAUGGCAUAAAAAAUUUCAUUAAAUUUUCAUUUGGUUUGGCUAUAUCGGGUUUGCGUCAUGCCUCACAGUAUCUACAAAAUUCUUCCUCCAUUGUAACCGAUUAUGAUGAGCAGCUGGUGGACGAUGCUAUAUGCAGCAACAUUUUUAAAUUUAUACACAAUUCCAUAAUUGAAAAGGAGAUUAUUUAUAAAAAUCAAUUCUUUUAUAGACGUAUCCAUAUGAUCUUCACCGAUUUCAUUGAUUUUAUGCAUUCAAAAGUAACCGAAUUACGUGGUAGAGCAGAUGAGACGGCAAAAACUCUUAUUAGUUUUGCCAAAGAAGGCCUGGAGCCUCCCAGUAACUUGGAUCAUAACUUCGAAAUGCUAUUGCUGUGUAUAGGUAAAUUUUAUAAAGGCAAUAAAGCUGGUCUUGGUUUGUGUGUGGAGUAUUGGGGACCUCUCGAAACUUCAGCAAAUUGUGUUACUACCACACGUUCAGUUUCUCUGUUCAAGUUUAUACGCUUAGCAGGAGAGCUGUUGCCCUCAACACUGUUUGUGCCCUAUUUGAAAAUGAUAGCUGGUUUAGCGAGCUGUGAUAGAUCUGCUAGGUGCACAUUUAAUCUAUUAAAGCAGGCUUCAGGUUUAACAGGAAGUACUGCUUUGUCUUGGGAACACUUUUUCUCCUGUUUGAAUAGAUAUUAUACCAACUUGAAGCAGGAAUAUCAUACAGCAAGUGAUACGAUUUACAGAAGCCGCAUUUCUAGCCGCAAUAUUAAUCCCGAUGAAAUUGAAGGCUUGAGAGCAGUUUUGGAGGUAAUAAAAGCUGUUACCACCUAUGAUGAUGUGGCGCGUAUUGCUAUAUGUGAACAUCCCAACUGGAAUCCUUUAUAUACCUUGAUAGGUCUAUUGGGCUGUUCGGUGCCAUUGCACUUAAAAGCAGAUAUUUUGCAAACCUUAGCCGCCUUGGCUCAAUCUAAGGAAACUGCCACCCUACUGUGGGACAACUUGGAAGCUUCACAGAUUAUAGCCACCAUACCCACUAAUGUACAAUAUGAAAUCUGUAAUUUAGAAGUUGAAAUUGAACAGAAUGAAUGCCGCUUAGAGAAAUAUCCAUUAUCAGAAGGCAUCUUAGAUUUACUUUAUUCCCUAAUAACCACUGUUAUACCCAAACAUUUGGGAAAUGGACCACGUAAACCAGGCUUCGAACCUUACUUGAAAUUUUUAAUAAAUGGCAUAUUUUUAAAAUUCUACAAUAGAACCUAUAAAGAUCCUGCCGAAAAAUGGAAUAUUGGUUCGAAAUGCCUCAAAAUUAUCCACUACUUAUUGGAUAUUUAUGCUAUAAAUCCCAAGGAUUUUGCUGAAACCUUUGACAAUCCCACUCCCCCAGGAUUUUAUAUUAUGCUGCAGUUGCACACUAAAUCGGAUAUGUUGCGUUUGAUCCUACAAAUCAUAGAUGAUUCACGUUUACAAUUAGAUGAUUGCAAAAAGUUUAAGGGCAAAAGCCAAUUAGAGGAAUGUGCUUUGUAUUGUUUGAAAAUAGUUAAGCUGGGCUUGAAGUAUCAGGAUAUUUACUUUGAUGCCCACUCAAAUGCCAAUAGUGCUAUUAUGCUUUCUGGUUUAAAUAAAAUCCUGUUAGAUGUUAAUCCACGCAGCAAGAAACCAGAUCAUAUAUUAAAUUCCACCUACUUUUUGACAUUUUUCAAUUGGUUACCCUACCACACUUUGGAAGCCAUUAAAAUUCUACAUAUGAUUUCCAACCAGCCGAGCGCUAAUUCACAAAUUGUGGGCAUAUUCACACAAAAUGAAACUACUAAAACUAUAUUACGCCAAGGUUUUGUUGAGUGUUUGGAAAGCGAAUAUAUACCGCUCAAAACUGAAGCGGAGGUCAAUGAACUGGUAUUUGAGGAUUCCAAUGAAAUACCCAAAAUUAAACUGGAAAUCAAAGAAGCCAUUAUACGUUUGAUACAAAGUUGCCUGUGUCAACAUACCCCCAAUCUGGGGCAAUUCCUAAUGGGAUUCGAGCACUUAAAAGAUAUCCAAAUGCACAAGGGACAAAGGCAUGGUAUACUCGAAAUGGGCAUUAAUUGCACUAAAUCCAUAGUAUCGUUGUUGGAAAAUCAUCUAGAGAUGAAAACCAAUAAUCUAAGUUUUGAUGUGGAUGUCGAGAGAGUAAUAGAACGUUCAUUUGAGCUGCUGCAUACGGUAUGCGCUAAUCCUAAAACUUCUGAUCAAGUUUUGCGUUAUUUACGCAGUAGAAACGAUUUCCUAUGCCGUUAUUUAAUGCUGGUGCCUUCGCUGAAAGUGGACAAUUCCCAUGUCAUCAAUCAAAUAAGUAAUUUACUAAAAUGCAUAGCCAUUGAAUUGAAGAUAACAGCUUCAAAUUGUCAGCUAAGUAGAUUCCAGCAUAUAUCGGAAAUAUUUUUGGGCAUUAAUUCCAAAAAUAAACAAGAAUCCACCAUAGAAUUGACACAUUUCUAUACGAAUGCAAAUUUCGAUACCAGCAAGCAUCUUUCUUCCGGACAGAAAAACAAUAUAUUAUGUGAACUUUUCAAUAGAAUUGAUUUGGAUCUACAACUUAUCGCCACACCACAAUGGGAAUUUUUCGAUAGAGGUUUGAUAGAACAGAUACUAAAAGAGUGCGAAUAUAAAACGGAAGAGGGUCAUAUGUUGGUGGAUUUAAAGAAAAUGCAUCAUAUCUUACACAGUGAAUUGAAAAUGGUACAAAGUACCAUAGCCAGUGGUCAGAGAAGACUUAUCUUACAGGAAAUCGAAUCAGUUUUACUGCAUGCCCUUAAAGUCAACGAACAGAGAAAUAAACGUUUCGCCACUGUCAAGUUUGUAGAAUCCUGGGGUUAUGUUACCGAAAUACUUUUCAGCUGUGUCACUAGUUGUGCUUUUCCGGCGGAAAAGAAGCAAGAAUUGAUAAUUGAAAUCUUACAAAGAAUUUUAAUGAAAGUGGCACCCAAUCAGAUUAUUUUGGAAAUGUCUGUCAUCAUUUCUGGCACUAUACUAUUGCUGCUGGUAAAUUUACGUUGUUGUUUUAAUAAUGUUCCAGAAAGUGAUUUGAAAUCCGUCGAAGCUAAUGACUCGGAAAUUAAUCAAACACAAUCAUCUAAGUCCAAUACGCUAAAUCUUAAAUGUAUUUUAAAAUAUAUUUUGGAAUGGAUUAUAGUAAGUGGUGUGGCUUCCCAAAAGCUGCGUAUUAAUCUCUAUGCAUCUUUGCUUAAUUGUCUGCGCAUCAUCAGAGAUCAAAGUACCAAGAAGACUACGAAUCAAACGAAUCAAAACUACAUCACCCGUUUGGAUAAAUCCAGUGGUAAUGAUUACAUGUCAUCCGAUUCCACUUAUAUAAGAAUGGCUGUUGAGGUUAUUUUGCAGUUUGGAGAAAAGCUAAUUGAAAUAAUAUGCCAUGAUUGUGUGGCUGGUCAUGAAAUCUGCAAAAUGUCUGCCUUGGCCUGCAUAGAUGUUUUAUUGGAUAUAGACACCAUGUCUGGCAUUAUGAAUUUCAUAUCACAUCAUGGCUAUUUGUCGCACAUUGUGGAAAGUUUGGCUAAAUCUGAUGAAGAACUUUGCAACACUUUAUCCAAUAUACCAGAGAAUAUGAAAUACUUGUAUGUUUAUGAAUCGAAAAUGUCCAUGCUAUUGCGUUUAGCCAACACUCAUGCUGGUGCUGAACUUUUACUUUCCAAUAAAGUUUUAGAUGUCUUGUCCAGCAUGCGGGUGUUUGAUAUGCAUCCCGAUUUUAAACGCAGACAGGAGUGGCAUCAAAACGAUUUGCAAGAAUUUGUGCCCCGUGUAGACACUCGUUAUAGGCAAAUACUAUUCCCAGCUUUAAAUUUGUGUGACUGUUUGGUAACAACUCUGGGAACGGAAAACUAUUCUGUUAUCUCACAAGUAAUGCACUUUUUACUCUCGCAUUGCGAUAUGAUUGAAAUAGUUUUGAGAUCUGGAUCACCUUUUUCCGAUGUAGGCUUAUUGCAAGAAGUCUCCUUCAUCACCGGCAUCAUAGCAAGAACUUUUAGCCAGGAAGCCUUUGCAGCUAGAAAUUCAGAUUUGAUGGGCGAUAUUGGUGUCAAUGUGUAUAGAAUAAAAAAACUCAUGUUAUCACUUUAUCUACGUUUCACUGUCAACGAUGCCAACUUUAAGGAGAUACAGAAAUCAGGACAUGCUCUAUACGAUGAAUCGACAGAUAAUACCUCAUCAGUUCAUAUAACGUAUUUCUUGGAAAUAGCCGCCAAUUUGAAUCUGUUCUGUCGCAACAUUGUCACUAACAAUUCGGUGGAUCAUAGAACCAAUGGUCUCUUGUUUUCUCCCACAAUAAGUGAAGGUGUUCACAUGGAAGAUAAUCGCAACAGUACUAUAUAUCAUCAGUAUAAUCUGGGAAUUAUAAUAAACCAAUUAAAGGGUUCCGUUGAAUAUUAUCAUUCGCAGAAAACCAUAUUAGACGGCUUAUAUCGCCAAAGAUCUGUUCUUAUUCACUCGAGUUUCGAUUCGUCGGCCAAUGAGAAGUACUUGCAAAUAAUAAAACAACAUGAAGACAAACAAAUACAACUAUCCCUAUGCGUCUUUAUCAUCGAACAAUGUUUAUAUCUACUCUGGAGUCAUCUAGACUAUUAUAUGCGUUACAUAUCGUCCAACAAUCGCGAUGUUAUUCUCCUCUAUGCCGACAAUAUGCAUGGCAUUGGUGCUGGUAAUGCUUUAAAUUUUACCAAUGAGGAAAUGGUGAAUUUAAAGAAAACUCUCAUUUCGGUUUUCAAUGAAACCUUUUCGAAGAAAUUAUGCUCCAUUAUGGAUGUGUCACAAGAUGUGGAAACUGAUUUUAAUAAUGCCCUUUUACGAAGAAUUAAGUCUAUAAUACAAUUUUUUCCCAUUAAAUAAUUGAAUCAUUGUAAUUAAAAAAACCUUAAAGAAAGAAGAAAAAUAAAGAAUGUUGUGUGUUGUUAAUAAUAAAAUUAAAAUAAAAUUGAUUUGCAUUUGAAUCUUAUAACCAGAGAAGAAAAAUUUAUUUAUUAUUUUUGAUCGUUUUUUGCAUUUGGCAAAUAAAAUGUUUUUAUGUAAUUUUUAUAUUCUUUAAAUUUCUUUUUUUGCAAAAAUAAAACAGGAUU
This is a messenger RNA of Lucilia sericata (common green bottle fly), 6178 nucleotides long. It is a transcript of the gene Nup205, whose product is annotated as nuclear pore complex protein Nup205. The coding region runs from base 135 to 5951 and encodes 1938 amino acids. The transcript has a single exon. The record is from RefSeq and is a predicted model, not a curated record. Gene Ontology annotation, biological process: nuclear pore organization. Gene Ontology annotation, molecular function: structural constituent of nuclear pore. Gene Ontology annotation, cellular component: nuclear pore inner ring; nuclear pore. NCBI's taxonomy places the organism in Eukaryota, Metazoa, Arthropoda, Insecta, Diptera, Calliphoridae.